Messenger RNA from Cryptomeria japonica (Japanese cedar), 2092 nucleotides. Its product is annotated as serine/threonine protein phosphatase 2A 57 kDa regulatory subunit B' beta isoform. Gene Ontology annotation, cellular component: protein phosphatase type 2A complex. The transcript has 2 exons. Gene Ontology annotation, biological process: signal transduction. Gene Ontology annotation, molecular function: protein phosphatase regulator activity. The record is from RefSeq and is a predicted model, not a curated record. Bases 187 to 1692 code for a protein of 501 amino acids. Lineage: Eukaryota; Viridiplantae; Streptophyta; Pinopsida; Cupressales; Cupressaceae.
UAUAUACUCAUUACAGACAAACAAUGAAUUUUCUUUCUUUAUUUGCAUAGAAAGAGAAUGAAUUUCCGUGAUUUUAUUUGCAUAGAAAGAGCUUUGCUCAGCGAUGAGCCCGAUCCUCUACAUUGUCGAGAGCUUCGUUAUACACAAAGCAAUAAUUGUCUUCACCCAUUUUGAAUUCAAUGCUAAAUGCAGCUGGGCUCUCUCCAUAUACCCAAUUCAGAAUCACAAACAUUGGGAAGAACAGGUGCUGUAAUCAUGGUGAUGGAGAGGUCUGAUGUUUCUUUGUCUCUAAACACUGGAAUGGGUAUACAGGGAAGCAAAAGUGUCCAUAAUGCUCGCUUCACUCUAAAUGAUCUCUUCAAGAAAGAUCCUUUACAUAUGAAAGAAAAUCCGAUGCCUUGUCCCAAAGUUGAUUUCAUUCUGCAAAAAAUCAACAACUGCAAGGUCAUUUAUGAUCACUCUGUGAUGGCCAAGAAUGUUGUAGAAGCCAGGGAAUUCAAGCGCAAGACCCUGUUGGAUAUACUGGAGUGCAUCAAGCAAGGAAAAACAGAGCUUUCAGAUGAAGUCCUAAAAGAGCUCUUUGAAAUGUUUCAAGUCAAUAUCUUCAGAGGCUUGGCACCCUUUAAUGGGGAUCAGAUUAAGAAGGGGGUUCCAAUAGUUGCAAUGGAAUAUGAUGAAGAUAAGACAAAUUAUGAGCCAUCAUGGCCUCAUCUACAGAUUAUCUAUGAAAUACUGUUAAGGCUUCUGUUGCAUACAGAGCCUAAGAGUUUGUCAAAGGAAUCCUUUUUGGACAAGACCUUUGUGAUGAGGCUUCUUGACCAUUUUGAUUCAGAGGAUCCAAGGGAAAGAGAAAUUUUGAAAACAAUCUUUCAUAGAAUCUAUGGGAAGUUCACCUUCUUGAGAUCUUUCAUGAGGAAGGCAGUGAACAAUGUGUUUUUUCAGUUUAUUUUUGAGACUGAGAGACACAAUGGGAUUGGAGAACUGUUGGAGAUUAUGGGGAGCAUUAUCAAUGGCUUUGUAGUGCCUCUCAAAGAGGAGCAUAAAUUGUUUCUAACCAGGGUGUUGAUUCCAUUGCAUAAGCCCAAGAAUAUGGGUAAUUAUCAUACUCAGCUGCAGUACUGUGUGUCUCAGUUUGUGCAGAAGGACAGCAAACUGGCAGAUGUGGUGAUCAAAGGGUUGAUCAAGUUUUGGCCUGUGACAAACUGCCAGAAAGAGUCUUUGCUGCUUGGAGAGUUGGAAGAGGUGUUGGAGUAUACACAAGAAGCAGGGUUUAGUAAGUGUUCUGUUCCUCUGGCUAGGCUUCUUGCAAGGUCUCUCACUAGCUUCCACUCACAGGUAGCAGAGAGAGCAUUGUAUAUGUGGAACAAUGAGCGCUUUGUGAAUUUGGUAUCAGCAAACAUGGCAGAUAUGUUACCAAUGGUGAUAGCUGCAAUAGAGAAGAACGUCAAUGAUCACUGGAACCUGUCUAUUCAAGACCAAACUCUGUGUGUUAAAAAGAUGCUAGAAAGCAUGGAUCCAGAACUGUUUAAGAAAUGUCUUCAUAAAUUUAAAGAGGAAGAAUCCAACUCCAGUCAUUUGAGAAAGAACAGGGAACAUGAUUGGAAAAGACUAGAGAUCAUGGCUACUUCAAAGCCUUCAUCAGAGGCACUAAAUGGUUUUGGAAGUCCUCUCAUGUCUAUUGAAGUGAUGUAGGAUUUUGAAUUAUUAUUCCUUUACUGCCAUUGCAGGUGGUGGUUUUAAUGAUCACAGGAGAUGACUUUACAUGACCAUUACCUUUGUAAUGAUCAUCCGCAUGGUGAAAUUAUGAUGGGUAGAAUUUUUAUAUUGGUUUGUGCUACAGAAAGUCAAAUGGAAUUGACAGUAACAUCAUAUGUGGUACACUCAUUUACAAGACUGGAUCAACUUAUCAUACAAUCUUUUGUAUGAUUGCUUUCAUAUGGGUUAUGCAUGUUGUUUAAGGAAAGAAAAAUGAGUGCUUGGGACACAUGCUUAUGCACAAUAUAAUUUCUCUAAUUUUAGGGUUUAUAGUUUUCUUUAUUGUUUUAUCUGUUUGUAAUGGAAAUAAAAAUUCUAUAAAUAAUUGAUUUAUUUG